Messenger RNA from Cylas formicarius (sweet potato weevil), 9969 nucleotides. RefSeq lists its product as uncharacterized. Lineage: Eukaryota; Metazoa; Arthropoda; Insecta; Coleoptera; Brentidae. Gene Ontology annotation, biological process: intracellular signal transduction. The transcript has 23 exons. Gene Ontology annotation, molecular function: protein binding; guanyl-nucleotide exchange factor activity. Bases 417 to 6383 code for a protein of 1988 amino acids. Gene Ontology annotation, cellular component: cytoplasm. The record is from RefSeq and is a predicted model, not a curated record.
GUAGAGAAGGAUCGGGACGCUGCUUCGCGGACAUUUUUUUUUCUCACGUGUGCGUCCGCGAUUCUCACGUGUGUGUGCGUGCGUUCGCCUAGAUAGAUCGCGCGGAAUUCCACAGCUAGACGGGAAAAAAAAGAAGAAGAAGAAAAUACGAAAAGAAAGAGAGAGGACCGUAUAUCGAGGAACAAUGGGACGAAGGCGCGUCGCUCGAGGCGGCGGAGGUCGCCUAGGGGGCUGAAAGGGGCCCCCGAGAUCAGCGCCCGUGAUGAAUUCGCCGCGAUGUAACACGCCCGCCCUCUGGGUUCGGCUCUCAUCGGCAACGGUCGUCGCGUCAGGACCGGCAGCGAUGCCGGCGUCGCGCCGGAAGUGAGCCGGGGCGUCGCGACGCUCGGCCGGAAAUAACGACGAGACGCGGUACGAUGUCCCGCGAUGAGAUCCAGCACAUCCGCGAUAGGUUGUUGUUCCUGGCCGAGACGUCGGCGUCGGCGUCGUCGGGGGGGCAGCGGAGGCCGCCCCUGUCAAACGUCAAACGGAAAUCGGGUUCGAUGCUGUCGAGGCAGACGUCGAAAACUGCGGGCGGCCCCGCCCCCGGCAAGCUCAGCGUCCAAGAUUUUGUGCGCAUGGAUCCCGGGUAUACCCCCGACAUCGAACAUCUGGUGUUUCCGAAAAGACGCAGUCCGCAGCAGGUGGCACCAGCGGGCCCUGCGGCCGCCUCCGCGCAGCAAACCGCGUCGGGGGUGGCAAGGGCCAGGUCCCGAUUGGCCGAAAUGUUCGCCCUCAGCAAGCACCUCCAUCAGAAGUCUACGGAAAGGCAGGGUAGCAGAAUGGGCCCCAUAAAUAGGAGCGUGGACAGCGCCAUGGACCACCACGCUUCCGCGAAUGUGGGCGGACGUCCGCCCCCUUCGGGCGUCAUCGACAGCAAACGGUGGGUCCGUAGCGUGGACGAGCCGGCAAGGAAGAGCUCUAUUAUCGGGGGAUCCAUCCGGAUAAGCCCCUCGUCUUUUGAGAGCGAAAAACCCGCCGCAAAGGGACCUGCGUUGGUACACCUACGUGGCAACACCGAGCCUUGGGAGAGGAGAACGUCGUCGACAUAUCAGGCCACCGCCAGGUCGUAUUUUUCGGCAAACCGCAGCAGCACCGCCGCCAACGUGCCGCCACUGACCAAGCACCAAUCGUUGGGAACCGCGCAAAGCAAAAAGUGGACCAACUCGCCCAGUUUCCAUUCACGAUCGGAAGCGUCGCCCGGUAUAUUUACUUUCGGCAACGCCGCCUACAACAGGGAACUUUCGCCGGUCAGGUGGUGUGACCGCGAAGUGGACGGCGUCUAUCUGGGUCGUUCCGGCUGGGUCCAGGUCCAACAAAAGUCGCUUGACGAUAACAGGCGCAACAGUUACGCUGCCAAUUUCCCCAGCUGGCUCCAGUCGCGUCGCACGGGCGUCCGUCUCGCUCAUUAUCAUUUCGACAGCGAGCCGGUCAAGUACUGCUCGAUAGGCGGUAUCCCCAAGACUCAGCAGCAGCAGCAGCCUCGUUCAAGCAGCGUCGAACAUCACCAUCAGAAACAGGAGACGCGGCCGUCGUGUCUAGUACUGCAGACUCGAGACCUAGAGCAACGUACCGCCAAAACGCCGUCUCCGCCGCCGCCUCCGCCGCUGCCUCCGCCUCCUCCAGACUCCCCGCCGUCGGUGACCCCGAUAAUAUCGCCGCCUCCCGCGUUCCAAGACCAGAAAAAAGGAGCCAAGAGCCCGAUGAAGACGUCAAGGACGUUUUUCGGCAAGACGCCGUUCUUGCCGAGGUCGGACGCCAUCGUCGACAGCGACAAUAGUCCGCCGCCGUCGCCGCCCCACGUCGGCAAAUGGAAAACUACCGCUCCGCCGUUACCGUUGCGGGUGCCCAAGUUGCAAAAAAACGCGGAGAAGCCUCCAAGAAUGUUCAAGAAGAUGCCGCAGACGACCAAGUCGUUGGAGGAGACCACGGCGUCGCGACGCAUGCAGUUCAAGUUGCAGUACGGCGGCUCGUCGUCUAGCUCAUCCAGCUCGAUGGGGUUCAGGAGUUUGGACAGCACCUUCAACCGGACGGGCAACGUGCUGUCCCGACUGUCCGAGCACACGGACUCGUCCGCGGACAUUUGCGCGGACGCCGACGACGAGGAUAACAACAGUUCGUCGAUCAACGUCGCGACCGUGAAUCGGACGAAGGGCCAGCAGGACGCGGCCAGCAGGAAACUGUCGCCGUCCGGCAGGGGAGGACGGUCCGUAGGGCAUCACAGGAGUCAGGCGAGACGUUCUCCAGCUGGCUCGGAUACGAAUAAGCCGUCGCCCGGAUCGUCAUCGUCUUCGAGCAGCAACGAGUUCCUGCCGCGUUCUCCGACCGCCCCCGCUCAACAGCAGCAGCAGCAGCAGGUGCGACGCAACGCGACGUCUCGUACGUACCAGAACGUCGUCCGGUCGCCGCAGGAGGAUCCGGCGCAAAAGGUGCGCCGUUCCCGGAGCCUGCAGCUGCCGGAAAAGAAACCGCCGCCCAGCUUCGACCGGCGCGAGUCGCAGAAAGUGUCCCCGCAGCACCCGGAGCAGCAGCAGCAGCAGCAACGCGGUAAGGCGUUCCUCAAGAUGGGCAACCAGCCCGAUCGCAAGCGGUACACGAAGCCGGCGUCCUUGGAGACGGCGAAGGACAACAUCAUGGACGAGGAACUGCUCCGGGAAGCGGAGGCGGUCGCAAGUUAUCUCUACGGCAGCAGAAGCAGGGCGGCGGCGCACGCCCUCCUGAUGCACAGAUACAACAACAACAACAUAUCACAAGAGGAAGCCGAGUACAGCAAACCCAUACUGAACAACGAAUUAACGAUUUAUUACGUGGGGAACAAUCAAUCGGAGCGACAAAAACUGCUGGUUAGGGGCUCGACAAGUCCGAACAUGCCGUCGUCAAACAAGGCGAGUUUCGACGCUUCGCCGAGAAACGGGGGCAGUUUCGAUUCUCCCAAACGUCCCUGCAAUCCGGAUACAUGCGAAUUUUGGCCCCACUGCUCCCACCGCCCGCCCCUCGUAAGGGACGCGCAUCAGCACGGCAUCCGACCGUCUCAAAGUUACCCGAUGCACGCGAAAAGUCUAGACUCGGCCACCGUGGAUCCGAGGUUAAUGCCGGUGGACAGGUCGCCGUUGCAGGAGCAAUACCGGCGCCGCCUCGACGUCGACGGCAGGACGCUGAAGCAGCAGGAGUUCCGCAGGCUGAGCCCCAGCAGGCCGGGGCCCCCCGGGCUCAAGCGAAACGGCUCCACCGACGUCCCGACCGGAGAGAAAAAGUCAUCGCCGCGCGCGAGCGGCUCAUCGUCCGGUAGCGACGUGUGGCUGACCGCCUCCAGAGUGUCGUCCCUGAAAGGCUCCGGGACUUCGACUCCGGUGGACUAUUAUCCCGAUCACAGACGGCCAGGCAGCGCACCCACCAACGAGGUAUCUGAGGACGUUAUGGUAGCGCAGCAGAGGUCGAUGUCGUUGCCCAAGUCGUUUUUGUCGACCGGCGGCGGCGCGGAGGCGGUCGCGGGGCACGACGGCGGCGUCGUUUAUUGUUUGGGGGCGGAAAUUCCGACGCAACGAAGCGACGCGGACAGUCCGGACUCGUCGCCCGGAUUUUCCCGGAAAAUUCCGACUCCGGAAGCGGUCCGCACCGCUCCCGUAACGCCCUUGCACGAGGGUCGCCGGAACAGGUCGCCUUUGGAGGUCGACCGAAGGGUCAAGGCUACUUCGACGCCCCACCUGUCGGAGUGCCAAGAAGAUUUGGUCAGGAAGUGGAGCGACGCCGUCGAAGAUGGCGGCGGUUUUUCGCUGAACCCUGAACCGCUGAGGGAAGCGACGAACCACCCCCAACACCACCACGCCCACCACCAACGAGGUCAAACUGCCGAAAGCGUCCUGCAAAAGUUUAGGAAAACGUUUUCGUUACGUUUCCAACGGAAAUCGAGUAAAGACAGCUGCGCGUCCGAAGACAACAUGUCCGACGCGCCGCAUUCCGAAGAGGAUUCCUCGUCGCCCGGGCGUCUCGACGCCGUCCCCGUCGACGAACGGGGCGUCGAAGAUUCCCACGGGACGUCGUUCGACCAUAAAAGCAAGUUCGGACCUCUCAUCUGGCGCUCGAGCAAGGAGCGGAAAAAACUAAACAAAGCGGCUAGAAACGCUAAAUGCAACAGCGGCGACAGCGGGAUCCAGAUCGAGAUGCCCGGUUGUUACGGAGGGACCACGGGCGGCGACAGCAGCGAGUCCCACGACACGGACGGCCCCCCGGGCGACGAUAGCCCCCCGGCGGUCCGCCGUCGGCCGCCCCAUCGCUCGGGCGCCGCCCCCGGCCCCAACAACCGCCCCCAUUCCGAACUUAUUAAUCAGAUUCUUAUUGAUAAACUCAAGGCUGACCUGAAGCAUCGCGGGCGCGGCUCCAAGCAGGUACGGCGCACGCGCAGCGACCUCGGCGGCCAGCGUCUGUUCGGCUGGGAACAGCGCCAGGCCACGCAGCGGCUGCUGCGCAAGAUGGCUGCGCCGACGUCGUCGCCGGGACGCGGUCAGAGUCCGCGCAAGCGCCCCUCCGACGACCUGCGAGCCGACGACGACGUCGAGUUGCGUCGCGACGUCCCCGCCAGGCCGCCGGCGCUGCGACGCUCCCUCAGCCAACCUCUCGACAUCGACAAGCUGUCGCCGCUCAUGAGGCUGCGGUCGCCAGCAAGUCUUCGAGGCGGCAACGCCGCCGUCCUCAGCGAGGACGAGGCGGACCGCGGCACCGUAUGCGCCGCCAACACCUCCGACGAGGAGAUCAUGUCCGACUCGGAAUCGUCCGUCACGUCUUUCACCGAACGACGCAAAAAAUCGCUCGAACUGACGCGAGACGAGGACGUGGUCGUCCUUGCCGAGGCCGUGUUCGACCACGUGGCCAUCGAGACCGACGAGUUGGCGUUCCGGGCGGGGGACGUCGUGGAAGUGGAGGAAACCGCCGACCGGGAAUGGUGGUGGGGCUCGACGAGGGGCAAGUCGGGAUGGUUUCCCGCUCAGUUCGUGAGGCUGCGCGUCAGCCAAGAGGAUACAGUGGAAGAUUGUCUGGCGGCCAUCGCGUCCGGUCGUUCAGUCUCCUCCCACAUCAGACGUAGGACGAGCAUAUCGUUGUUAUCGAACGACCAAGUGCGCACGAGCGUGGUACGCGAACUGAUACACACCGAACGCGAUUUCGUCAAAGUGCUACGCGACGUCGUCGAGGGUUACAUAUCGGAGUGUCGCAAACGCAAGGACAUGUUCACCGCGGACCAAAUCGACACCAUCUUCAUCAACCUGGAGGGCAUCCUCGAGUUUCAGGCUGGUUUCCUCCGCGACCUCGAGAACUGCGUCGACUGGGACUCCCCGCACAAGAGCUGCGUCGGCGCGUGCUUCCUGAAGCACAGCGCAGGCUUCAAGAUGUACUCCGACUACUGCAAUAGUCAUCCGAUGGCGACCGCCGCACUCCAGGAGCUCUACCAGUACAACAACUACAGCAAGUUCUUCGAGGCGUGCCGCCUAAUGCGAGGGCUGAUCGAGAUCCCGUUGGACGGGUACCUGCUGACUCCCGUCCAGCGGAUCUGCAAGUAUCCCCUGCAGCUAGCGGAACUGCUCAAGUACACCAGGCUCGAUCAUCCGGACCACGCGAGCAUUAAAGAGGCGCUGGACGCGAUGCGCGGCGUCGCGACGCUGAUCAACGAGCGCAAACGACGCAUGGAAAGUCUCGAGAAGUUGGCAGCUUGGCAGCGCCGAGUAGAAAGUUGGGAGGGCGAGGAUUUGAUCGAUUCGAGCACGCAGCUAAUCCACCAGGGCGAGGUGAUCAGGGUAACGACCGGCAUGUGGACCAAUAAUAUCACCUUGUUUCUGUUCGACCACCAAAUCAUCUAUUGUAAAAAGGAUAUUCUUAAGCGAAACACCUAUGUAUAUAAAGGACGGAUAUGUUUGGACGUUAGCGAAGUGAUCGACGUGGCCGACGGCAAAGAUUGCAACCUUGGCGUGACCGUACGUCACGCGAUCAAACUGCUCAACGUCGCCCGGGACAAGUGGCUGAUGUUCUGCUGCCGUUCCGCGAAAGACAAGCAACGUUGGCUGGAGGCCUUUGCCGAGGAGCGACGAUUGGUGGACCGGGACAAGAACGACGGCUUCGCGUUCCCGUUGGCUGCCAGGCAACUCGCUCGGGUGGCGGCCAGGUGCCAGAAAAGGCCGCCGCGCAAACUCAGAAACGUCAAAGGAUACAAGCACGACCCGGGCUACGUGGGCUCGUCUUCGAUGCUUCAAUUGAACACGGGCCACCAGUCGCAGUCCCUACUGGGACGCAAGGUGGGUACGUGGUUCACGUUCGGGGCGGGGAAGAAGGCGCGGCAGCCGGAAGUGACGUCGUGAGUGUGCCAAAAUCGGAAUGAGAGACUGAAUACGUUAGUUCUCGACCGUCGUUCCCUAUAUUUACGAUAAUUACUACCAGAAUAAUAAUAAUAAUAAUAUUAAUAGUAAUAAUAAGUGUCGUGUUGUGAGCAACGAAGUUGCGGAAAAAUCGGGGCGGUUCUACUCACUUCCCAUCCCUUGUUUGCACGUGCCACAACUGACGCCUUCGGUCCCAGUCCCCACCCCCUAUCUUCUUCUUCUUCUUUUUGAGGGAAAAAGAAGAACAGCGCGUGUCAAUUCUCUUGCCAAGGUUCGUGAGAACGUAACAUAUCAAUUUUUGGCGUCGCGCGGACCUUUUGCCCCGGUUUUCCCGUCGCAGGAAAACGCGCCAAAGGCCCCGACGACGUCACCACAUUAGCUCCUCCCCCCCCCCCAACCCGACCUGCCACGCCCUGACGCUAAGGCAUCCUAUACGCGAAUGGACGAAACCGAAUAUUUUGCCUCCGCUUUUGAAAUGAUUUUAUUUUAAGAAAAACCACGUCACAAUGGCGAUUUUGCGAUAAAAGUCUAUACCGGGUGUUCGUUAAAAAAGCGAACUCGAUUUUAGUAAAAAAAAAAUCCAGAGAAGAUUUGGUGGCUGUUUUCUUCAGUUUUCUUUCUUCAAAAAAUUCAUGAAUAAGCCUCAUUAGCCAGGUAAAAAAUAUCUAAUUUUUCGGGAAGAUUUUUGACGAAAUGGGGAGUCCUGUGAACCUCAUCAGCGGGUCUACAGUAUGUUGACCUUCAUUAAAAUUAGAACCAGCCAAAAACAAAUGGCGUUAACGCACAACUUCUAAAAAAAAUCAAUUUUUGAGAAAAAAUGGCCCCUUAAAUUUCUUCACUAAGUUUGGGCUAUGUUGGACCUAGUGACCUUUCGAUAUUAAAAUUAGAAGCAACUAAUAAAAUGACUUCGGCGUCGACAAACAACUUGUAAAGAAAAUGGCGUGCAUAAAGGUUUUAAUGAAAUUGAAAAAUAUAUCGCUUUAACAAGUUUUACUCUUUAAGUUUCUCGAGGCUCAGGAAAUGUUCGACCUUCGUCCAUUCGGAUGCCGAUCGCAUAUUCCGCAACUUCUUCUUUAUAUCUUGUAAAUUACCGUUAGAAAGCGACUUUCGAACAGAUGCAAUACUUGACGUUUAAAGUGAUAUUGGCUACUGCCGACCUUGUGCUGUGCAAAAACAAUUAGGAGCAGUAGGCCUAAGUGUAUAUAUACUACGUAACGAUUAAGGCCUCUACGUCCCCGAUUACACUCGUUUUCCCUCUAAUUCUCCUUUAAAAAACACGAGGUGUCGAUAGACCAACAGAGCGCCAUUUUGUCGUACCGCGAAAAUCUGAAUCUGGUUCAACUGUGUCAUGGCAAUGGUUUUAAAUUUACCGGGCCAAUUGAACUACUGUUCUGAAUAUUAAUCCCGUACCCGUGGCUGCAAUUUGCUGUUGAAUUUAACGGGCCAGUUGGGGAUUCGGAUUUGCUUCGACCGGGACAUUUGAACUACAGUCGCAGUCGCAUACUUUAUUUACCAAACUGUGAUGUCCCAUUUAUAGCGGCAAUAAUUUCAAGAUUUGGGUGUAAUUUUGGUAACCUUAUUGUCAUAUCUACGGUUAUAAUUCUGUUUUGAAUUUACCGGACCAGUUGAACUACUCUUCUGAAGGCUAAUCCGAGUAAACCUUAAUCUCGAACCUACGAUUGUAGUUCCGCUUUGAAUUUGCUAAUUUCAACAAAUCAUAAGGCCAUAAUUCUCUUUUUAAUUGAUCUAGAAACAUAUUAACUUUCUUCAAUAGGAUCGGGCCCUUUCUGCGUUUGCUUUUGGCGCUCUAUCCAAUAAUAAAUGUUAAUUUUAUGUCGAUUAUGUCGGGAUUCAGAUUUUCUUCGACCGGGCCAUUUGAACUACAGUCGCAGUUGCACCGCGUCACAAUUGUCAAUCGACUUCGAGCAUACUUCAUUAACCAAAUUGUGACGUGUUUUAUGAUUUGGAGUUAACCUUAAUUCACCUUAUUUUCAUAUCUGCGGUUAUAAUUAUCUUUUGAAUUUACCGGGUCAAUUGAACUACUCUUCCGAAAACUAAUUUCAAUAGAAACAUAGUUACUUUCCUCAAUAGGAUCCGCCCAUUAAUGUUCCUUUUAUGUCGAUUACAUCGGGACUGGGGUUUUCUUCAUCCAGGUCAUUUGAACCACAGAACUACUUUUCCGAGGAUUAAUUUCAGUCGAUACUAUUGCCGUAUCUGCGGUUCUAAUCCUGUCUUGGAAUUGAAUGAGUUGCUAAAAACUAUUUAAGUAAAUCUAAAUGCGGUAACUACGAUAGGUAGGAAUUCCCAUUUGAAUUUACAGAACCAGUUGAACUACCGCUCCAAAAAGGCAAACUCCGUGACGACCUGGAAACAUAUUUACUUUCUUCGUUGGGAUACGCCCCAUAUUUGUUCAUUUUAUGUCGAUUUAAGUAUUCCUCGGUCGGGCCAUUUGAACUACAAUAACAAUUCAACAGCGUUCCACCAGCCACUUUUCUUUUCAAUUCUUUUUUUUAAUUCACCGGGUCAAAUGAACUACCCUUCCGAAGGUGACAACAUUUAUCUAAGCCACAUAUUUAUUUCUUCGAUAGGGCCCGCCGAUUAUUCGUUUGUCUUGGGCGGUCCGACCAACAACAGCUUCUAUUCGGCCGGGUCAUUUGAACUACCGUCUCCAGAUUCAGAUUUUCGAUGUUCUCGGCCGUUCAAUUUUCUACACUGUAUUUUCCGUACACCGUCGUGUAUUACACAUAUACUGUAGCGGUUUUAACGUGGACUCGACAUGACGCACAAAACUUUUACAUUCGUCGUAACUGUAUCGCACAGGGUAUUUUAGGCACGAAAUAUUAUUACCGAUCGGUAGGGUCGACGGCGAAACGUACACGAGGGGUUUUAAACACAUUUUAACAUAGUUAGGACCAAAUACUACGAAGUACGCCGCGAAAUUACAAAAAAAAAAGAUUAUUAAAUAAAUAUAAUAACACCCCGUACCUGUGCAUUUCUGAACUCGCGCUUAUAGGAAGUCCCGUAAAUAGUGCCGCCGUUUUUUUUUACGCACCCUGUAGAUUUCGAUGACGCGGCGAUUGUCGUUUUACGCGUUUUAAACCGCGCAUUUGGUUUUAUCAAGUUGGUAACUCGAUUGGAUACGAGUGCUGCGAAGAUUUACCUUCCCUGCCGCUGCUUCUAGAAUAGAAUGUGUCGUAGUAAAAAUUCUAACCUGAAAUUCGUGAAAAACGACUCUCGUCCUCACUGAAACACAAGCGGGCGCAAAAUAGCAAUAAAAAAAAUACCCGCGCACCAUUGUACGCGUCUGACGACGAAAACGUUUCGCUAUAUCGUUAUAGACUGAAAAAACCGCAUGGGAAACCAAAAACCGUAGUGGCUAUGUCCGACUUGACGGGAUGUUUGUAGAGACAACUAGAUGUUUUGUAUAUAGUAACGUAUAGGUGGCACAAUAUUAACGUGCUUUGUUAUAAUCCUAUUAGAUAUAUAUUUAUUAGACAGUUAUUGUAUUGUUAAACACACACUUUUUCAUUGAAUGUACGUGUUCAACUAUGUGAAUGUAUAAUAAAUA